Chaetomium globosum CBS 148.51 is the source of this 198-nucleotide messenger RNA. RefSeq lists its product as uncharacterized. The transcript has a single exon. The record is from RefSeq and is a predicted model, not a curated record. The coding region runs from base 1 to 198 and encodes 65 amino acids. Lineage: Eukaryota; Fungi; Ascomycota; Sordariomycetes; Sordariales; Chaetomiaceae.
AUGCCUAACGCCGGCCGCUGCACCGCCUCCAUGACCAACCCCAAGCACACGCAAUGGGCAAAGGCAAACCCCGGCAACAAGCUGAACCCUCACAUGAAGAGGGUCGAGUGUGGCUGUAACGCCUUCGUCGCCAAGAACGCUGCUGAGCCGGACAAGAAAUGCACUUGCAACCACGACAACAAGAACCACCUGAGAUAA